CCAGUUUUGUCUGACUGCCAUGUCAAACCCAGUGAUUACUCACCAACCAGGGGCAGGGUCUUACGGCACAAAUGUGCAGACAGGCGAAUGGAGUACUCCCCUGUGCUCCUGCUGCAGUGAUCUCUUAGUCUGUGCCCUUGGCUGUCUCUGUCCCAUAGGACUGGCUUGCUACGCGGCCAAUAAGUAUGGAGAGAACCCAUGCCUGGCCUGUGUUCCAGGAGGCAUGUCUUCAAUGAGGACACACAUGAGACUUACUUAUGGCAUUCAGGGAACAGUUUGCAAUGAUGCAGUAAUGACCUUCUGCUGUGGUGUGUUUGAGACAUGCAGAAUGACCAGAGAAAUGCGAAUUAGGAAUGGAGAAGUUUAAUCAUGCCAUAAUUGAGCCCUAUUUUUGUUACAGUACAUAUACAACUGUA
Messenger RNA from Chanos chanos (milkfish), 416 nucleotides. RefSeq names its product cornifelin-like. The transcript is spliced from 3 exons. The coding region runs from base 20 to 367 and encodes 115 amino acids. Lineage: Eukaryota; Metazoa; Chordata; Actinopteri; Gonorynchiformes; Chanidae. The record is from RefSeq and is a predicted model, not a curated record.